AUCUCGAACAAAACCUGCUCCGGAGCAGGUUAGCCGUUCACCACAAGUUACCAUGGUGAUUUACCCCAGUACGAAGAGAACCAGCUCCGCCGGACGGAACAGCCAGGGUUAAACCCGAAAACCACCCCGAUAACCGCAAACCCUGCUUCGUAGCACAGGCCUCAGCUUCGCAGGGCAGAAAACCCAGAGUUAAACCUGAAGUUACCUUGAUAACCGCAAACCCUGCGUCGUCGCACAGGCCUGUGGCCACAAGCUAUCGGAUCUGAUGGUUGGAUGAUAUGUACACUUCGCUGGAAUUCACAUUCUUCGGAUAAGCUAGCGUCACAUGAACAAAGCCGUUCGAACAUCCCAUUGUCAUUACACACUUAUAACAAUCUCAUCUCCGCAUUGUCACCAUGCCGAGCAACAAGCUUGAGAAACCUGACAAGCAGGAGGUCAGUGAUAAUGUCAAGGUGGUGGUGAGAUGCCGUCCCCUCAACCAGAAAGAGAAGAUGAUGGGCCACAGACCGGCCGUCGUCGUGGAUGAGAUCCGUGGGACGAUAAUGGUUAACAAGCUGGAGACUCCCCAUGAGCCGCCCAAGACCUUCACCUUCGACACCGUGUUCGGACCAGACAGCAAACAGCUGGAUGUCUACAAUCUCACAGCCCGUCCCAUCAUCGACUCCGUAUUAGAGGGUUACAAUGGCACCAUUUUUGCAUAUGGGCAAACUGGCACGGGAAAGACUUUCACCAUGGAGGGUGUGAGAGCAGUGCCAGAGCUAAGAGGGAUUAUACCAAACUCCUUUGCUCAUAUUUUUGGUCACAUUGCCAAGGCAGAGGGUGAUACUAGGUUUUUGGUUCGGGUUUCAUACCUGGAGAUUUACAACGAGGAAGUGAGGGACUUGUUGGGCAAAGAUCAGUUGCAGAGGCUAGAGGUGAAAGAAAGACCAGAUGUUGGCGUGUAUAUCAAAGAUCUGUCUGGUUAUGCUGUGAACAAUGCUGACGACAUGGACAGGUUUAUGACACUGGGACACAAAAAUCGGUCUGUUGGUUCCACAAACAUGAAUGAACACAGCUCCCGUUCUCAUGCUAUCUUCACCAUCACCAUCGAGUGCAGUGAGAAGGGUGCGGAUGCAAACCAGCAUUUGCGCAUGGGGAAACUUCAUCUGGUUGAUCUGGCCGGCUCAGAAAGACAGGGCAAGACUGGAGCCACGGGGCAGCGUUUAAAAGAGGCGACAAAGAUCAAUCUAUCUCUCUCCACACUGGGUAAUGUCAUCUCUGCCCUGGUGGAUGGCAAGAGCACACACGUUCCGUACAGGAACUCCAAACUAACCCGUCUACUGCAGGAUUCAUUAGGAGGAAACUCUAAAACCAUGAUGUGUGCAAAUAUAGGCCCUGCAGACUAUAACUACGAUGAGACCAUCAGUACCCUGCGAUACGCCAAUAGGGCUAAAAACAUCAAGAACAAAGCCAGGAUCAACGAGGAUCCUAAGGAUGCACUGCUACGCAAGUACCAGAAGGAGAUUGAGGACCUGAAGAAGAAACUGGAGGAAGGUGAAGAGAUCUCUGGUUCAGAGGGCAGCGGAUCAGAAGAAAUGGAUGAAGGUGAUGAUGGAGGAGAGGAGGCAGGAGGUGGCCGCAGGAGGAGAAGAGAAGAAAGAGGCAGGAAGAAGGUCUCGGCAGACAAGAUGGUGGAGAUGCAGGCAAAGAUUGAAGAGGAAAGAAAAGUUCUGGAGGCCAAGCUAGACAUGGAGGAGGAGGAGAGGAACAAGGCAAGAGCGGAGCUGGAGAAGAGGGAAAAGGACCUGCUUAAAGCCCAACAGGAGCAUCACCUGCUGCUGGAGAAACUGUCGGCUUUAGAGAAGAAGGUGAUUGUGGGUGGGGAGGACCUCUUGGCCAAGGCUGAGGAGCAGGAGAAGCUCUUGCAGGAGUCCAACAAUGAACUUGAAGAACGUCGCAGGAGAGCGGAGCAGCUGAGGAAGGAGCUGGAGGAGAAAGAACAAGAACGUCUGGACAUAGAAGAGAAAUACACUAGCCUGCAGGAGGAGGCUCAAGGAAAGACCAAGAAACUGAAGAAAGUAUGGACCAUGCUGAUGGCUGCCAAAUCUGAAAUGGCGGAUCUACAACAAGAGCAUCACAGAGAGAUCGAAGGCCUCCUGGAGAACAUCCGCCAGCUGAGCCGAGAGCUCCGGCUCCAGAUGCUCACUAUAGACAACUUUAUUCCCCAGGAAUACCAGGAGAUGAUAGAGAAUUACGUGAACUGGAACGAAGACAUUGGAGAGUGGCAGCUGAAAUGUGUGGCAUACACUGGAAACAAUAUGAGGAAACAGACUCCUGCUCCAGACAAAAAAGAAAAAGAUCCAUUUGAGGUGGAUUUGUCCCAUGUGUAUCUGGCCUACACAGAGGAGAGCAUGCGGCUGUCAAUGAUGAAACUGGAGAGGCCCAGAACCUCUAAAAGUAGCAAGAGUGGUCGGCCCAAGACUGGACGAAGGAAAAGAUCUACUAAACCAGACGCUGUGAUCGAAUCCCUUCUGCAGUAGACGGCGACGAGGAGGGCGACGUAUUAUCGCAUCUUUCAUGUCACCUUAUGAAAAUAGGUCAUUAUUAGUCAAGUGUGAAGACGUUACUGUUGAACAUUAUUUAAAAUAUUAUCGGAAUGCACUGCAUAGCUGAGGAGGUUCUAAAUUUGAAGGCGAUCUUGUUCAGGGCCCACUCACAAAAGGGUUUAAGACCCUUGGCCAAGAGGUCCUUUUAUUUGUAUUUGAGUCUAAGUGUCUUUGAGGAUACACAACAUUUAAGUGUUGCUGUGGAACAGAUUUUAGUGGCGUCAGCCUCCAUUUAAAGUAAGCUUGUCCAUCUAGGCACCACUAUAUUUAAGGAGGAAAGCCUCCAUGAAAAUAUUAUCACUCGCAACAUAAAGAGUUUUCAAAGGUUUUGAAAAUGACCAACAAGCUGAAGGCAGCUACAGAUUUGACAGGAUGCUGGAAAUAGAAUGGUGCACAUAGCUACUGCGGUCAUAGCUUCUGAAAUCUGCUGAGUGUAAUUAACACACAAGUGUAAUGUGAUGAACAACACACAGAUUUGAGUCUUAACUUCUGUCUUACUGAUAUCCUGUUUCGUGCUAAACUGAUUCAUAAUAAGUGGCCCAUGACUUAAAAUAAAGCAAAUGUUCUUCUCUGAGCACAAGCUGUAGCCUUAGUGAUACUUCCCACUGAAUAAAUGAAAUCAUUAACACGGAGACAAAAGUAAACACUAAUGUGGGGGAUAACAAGCAGAGAAUCAAGUAUGUAACUUAAGGGUGAUGUUUAUACUUUUACCCUUAGGUGAGAAUCUUAAGGGUAUGCAUGCCAGCUAGCUCUUAUGCUAGUGCUAUUUCCUAAUCUAGGCAGGUCACAUUUUAUGUCACAACACUCUGUGUUUUAUUGAGAUUCACCAUAGAUACUGUAUGCCUAUGUAUAAUACCCUAGUAUGAGGUUUUUGUGGAGAUGAUUUAAUUUAAUAUGUUCUGUAGUGGAGGCAAACUGACUUUUAUUUUGUACCAUAACGUAUGUCACAUUUUUUCACACAACAAACCCAUGGAUAUUUUAUUUAUUAAAUUAUUUUACAUGUUUGAUCUCACAUUCUCGUUGAUCUCUUUGUGUUGAAUCAGUGGUGUUCACGAUUUUUUCAGGGUCUUGAACUCUUCAGAAUUGUUGCCAUCUCUCAGCUCUUGGACUUGUAAAUAAGUCCUUGUCUAUAUAACACAAUACGCUGUGUUUCUGUGCAGUGUUGCAGAUGGCAGGAGAGCAAACAUAAUGAUGGAUUAUUAUAUUAUUAACAUUAUUUUAAUUAAAAUUAUGGCAAUAGUCUGCCACCAUCAAUGUAGCAAAGUGUGGCUGAGGCAUGUUCAUACAUUCAAGCCUUCCUCUUUCUUUCUUUGUUGUCUGUGCUUCUCUAACACCUGAUAGUUCUGAUUAAGAAACGUUAACAAUAAUUUACCUUGACCCAUCUCUUAAACUAGGCUGUGUUGAGUCCUUGAAUUUGAGGACAUUGGUUCUAUGGAUCGUUCUGGAAUUUGAUUUUUAAGAAUAUGUAUGGGAGCCCUGUUCAAUCAGGUCAAUUCAAAAUACAUUAUUCGUCCCACAAGGGGGCAAUUCAAGGCAAACAAGUGCACAGACAAUUCAUCCACACACCAACAAUACAAGUGUGUCACAUUGUAUGAUGCCAACUGGAUGGGUAAAGUGCAGGUGCAUUCAUCGAAAUAAACUGACCAUCUCUUGCACUGUUA
This is a messenger RNA of Scophthalmus maximus (turbot), 4246 nucleotides long. It is a transcript of the gene kif3a, whose product is annotated as kinesin family member 3A. The coding region runs from base 396 to 2519 and encodes 707 amino acids. The record is from RefSeq and is a predicted model, not a curated record. Gene Ontology annotation, molecular function: ATP binding; microtubule binding; microtubule motor activity. Lineage: Eukaryota; Metazoa; Chordata; Actinopteri; Pleuronectiformes; Scophthalmidae. Gene Ontology annotation, biological process: microtubule-based movement. The transcript is spliced from 18 exons.